AUGGCUUUCCUCCGGAGACUCUUUGGCUUUGGGGAGAAGAAGAAGCCGCCGAAGCAGCACGAGCACAUCAGGCGGGAUGUGGACCCCGAGGAGACCUGGCUGGUGCUGGGGGAGCUGGGUGACGGAGCCUUCGGCAAGGUCUUUAAGGCACAGAACAGGGUGACGGGGGUGCUGGCGGCCGCCAAGGUCAUUGAUGCCCCGAGCGAGGAGGAGCUGGAGGACCAUGUGGUGGAGAUCGAGAUCCUGGCCUGCUGCGACCACCCCAACAUCACCAAGCUCCUGGAUGCGUUCUACUGGGAUGGGCGGCUCUGGAUCCUGGUGGAGUUUUGUCCCGGAGGGGCCAUGGAUGCAGCAAUUUUGGGGCUGGAGAAGGGGCUGAGCGAGGAGCAGAUCCGAGGCGCCUGCAGGCAGCUCCUGCUGGCGCUGCAGUACCUGCAUGGCUGCAGCAUCAUCCACAGGGACAUCAAGGCUGGCAACAUCCUGCUCACCCUCGAUGGGGACAUCAAGCUGGCUGAUUUUGGGGUGUCGGCCAAGAACUCCAGCACCGUCCAGCGGCGCGUGUCCUUCAUCGGCACCCCGUACUGGAUGGCCCCGGAGGUGGUGCAGUGUGAGAUGUCCAAGGAGAGCCCCUACGGCUACGAGGCUGACAUCUGGUCACUGGGCAUCACACUGAUCGAGAUGGCCGAGAUGGAGCCCCCCUACCACGAGCUGAACCCCCUCCGGGUGCUGCUGAAGAUCACCAAGUCCCAGCCACCCACCUUGAGGCACCCCAAGAGGUGGUCUGAAGACUUCAAGGACUUCCUGAGGAGAUCCCUGGAGAAGAGCCCUGAGGAGCGGUGGUCGGCCACCCAGCUCCUGCAGCACCCCUUCGUGGUGGGCAUCUCCGACAAGCGGCCACUCCGGGAGCUGGUGGCCAAGGCCAGGGCUGAUGUGCUGGAGGAGAAGAAUGAGGAGGAAGGUCCCGUCCUCUUGCUUGGGGGGCAGGAGCAUGGAGAGUCCUCCUGCCCCCCAGCACCGGGCGGUCCAUUGGAUGCAGUGGGGAGAGUCAGUGAGGAGCUGAGCACCUCAUCUGACGUCCAGAUGGUGGCAGAGCCCCGGACCAAGAAAGCAUCGGACUUCUUAAAGCAGAUGAGGAGAAGGUCCUCGCCCGAGCCCAGGCUCUCCAUGAGGCUCCCCAAGAGGCCACCCGAGUUCCUGCAGCUGAUGCGCCGCAGGUCGUUCUUUGGAGGGAUGAAAUCCCAGGAGGCAGUGAAGGACCAGCCUUGGCCAGAGCUGGGUGGGAUGGAGGUGACGCCACUGGAUGCUCCUCCAGGGACAUCAGUCCCAGCAGAGGCAGGAGGAGAAGCUCAAGGGUGUCAAGAGGAGGACACCAGCCCUCUGGGGACUCACUGCAACGUGGCUGAGAUCCCCUCAGGGCCACAGCAGGCAGGAGACCUUGUGGGGCUGCAAGAGCUGAAGCCAGAGCAGGUUGGACCCAAGGCAGAGCAGGUUGGGCCCAAGGCAGAGCCCCAGGAGGAAACCCAACAUGCUGACACAUCACCGGUGACCAAAACGCCCAUGGAGGGGUGGCUUGAAGCCCAACCAAGCCCCACUUCCAUCCCCAAAAGGAAUACAGAAGAGGAGUCGAGCAGAGGCCCUACUUGUACCUCACUGGCCCAGCCUGCACCCAUGGAUGGGCACUGGUGCAGAGCCUUGGCCGUGGGGCAGCUGGUGGCAGCCCUGGACCUGUGGACCACGAGGACCAAGGCACAGAGCUUCACGUCACUGGCAGAGCAUCAGCACCGGGUUACUCGGUCAUUGCAAGACCUGAAGCCCGUCGCUGAGCCCAUGGACCUGGGCGAGCAGGAGGUGGGGAGGAGCGAGGAGGAAGCCACAGACAGUGCUCAACCUGGGGUGGAAGCUUCUCCCAGUGAAGGGCUGGUGCCAGCAGAAGCGAAACUGGAAGAGGAUGUUGUCCAAGGGUGUUUAGUUGGAGACGAUAAAGCAGCGGGAGAUGCAGCCAGACCUGGGGAAGGGAUGCUGGAAGGAGAAGAACUGGGGACAACCUCUAUAGCGUGUGCAGGACAGGGACCUGCAAGGGAGGAGGCCCAGAAUUCCUCUUCGAUGGAGAUCCCAGGGCCUGUUGAAGAAGAAGCAGAAGAGAAAGUGGGAAACAGCCCCGGGGACAAGCCAGGAGUUGGGAAUGGCUGGAAGGGGCAGCAGGAAGAUGAUGGAGAGCUUGGAGAAGACAGGGUGAAAAUUGCUCCAGGUCCUGAAGGACCAUCAAAGGAUGGACCUGGAGAGGAGAUGGGUGGUUUGGAGGCUCGUGGAGAGAUGCCAGAGCCCCAGGAGGCCCUUGGUGGACAUCCAAAGGCCACAAAAAGCGUGAGGUUCAAUGCUGUCCUUGUCCGUGCCUCUUCCCAGGCAUGGGCAGUGUGGGAAGUGGAUCCAUCCAUCACAACAAAGCGUGGAGAGGAGCAGUCUGUGGAGGGACAAGGUCCAAGUGUCCUCCCUGCAGCAGCACAGACUUUGCCUGGGGAAGCCCAGGAGAUGCAGGAACCUGCCUCGCUCCAAGUGAUGGUCAAGGAACCCCCCAGGUUUGGGGUGGAUGGGGAGGACAUGAGAGCAACGACCACCAGAACCAUCGGCAAGGCUGGGAUGAGAGAUGAGAUGAUGCGCUCUGCUCGGCGCCAGGAGCUCCGUGAGCUGCGGGUGCUGCAGAAGGAGGAGCAGCGAGCUCGGAGCCGGCUGGAGCACAAGUUCCACCACCAGCGGGAGCAGAUGUUCCGCCACAUCGAGCAGGAGAUGAUGAGCAAGAAGGAGUUCUAUGACCGGGAGGUGGAGAGCUUGGAGCGGCGCCACCGGCAGCUGAAGGAGCAGCAGGAGCUCAAGUACACGGUGAAGCUGCGUGAUGAGGCCAAACGCCUCAAGUCCCUCCAGGAGAAGGGCUGUGGGAGGAGGAUGCAGGAGCUGAAGGGUGAUAGGAGAGAGGAGCAGCGGUUCCUGCAGCAGCAGCAGGAGGAGCUCAACGCAGCUCUGCAGAAGGUGGUCCAGGAGCACAAGAAGAAGAUGCUGUCCAUCGACUGGGAGUGCAUCAGCAGGAUCCACAGCCUCCGGAGAGCCCGUGAGUCGGUGGUGUGGAGCAUGGAGCAAGGGCACCUGCAGGAGAAGUACCAGCUCUUCAAGCAGCAGGUGAAGGAGCAGCACGCGAUGCAGAGGCUGCAGCUCCGCAAGCGCCACGAGAAGGAGAUGGAGAGGAUGAACCGCUUCCACCAGCUCUUGCUGGAGGAGCUGAGGAGCCAGCAGGCGCAGGAGCAGGCUCGGCUGCUCAAAAGCCAGCGCUCCACCACCAAAACCCGCCUGGCCCUCUUCAAGGACAACCUGAAGAUGCAGGAGGCUCAUGGGGGCAAGCAGAGGGAGAAGGCCCAGCAGUUCGUGCAGCAGGAGGAGAGGUGGCAGCAGCUACAGCAGCAGCAGGCUGAGAACCUGGCAGAGCUGGAGCAGAUGCAGAGUGAGAAGAUGCAUCUCUUGGCCGAGCAGGAGCGGCGGCAGCUGGGGCGGCUGGACCAGGAGCACGCCAUGGAGCUCAGUGCGUGGAGGCAGCAGCUGGCAGCCCGCAUGGAGGUGCUGGAGGAGGAGCUGGGGAAUGCGCUGCUGGAGCUGCACGGUGCCCACAGCAGCACCAAGAUCACCCACUGCUACCACCUCCCCUCCUGACACUGCUGCAGAGCACUGGGGAGUGAGAGCAGGCAGGUCCCACGGCUCUUCUGGGACAUGGGACUGAAGGACCUCAAGAGGCAACAUGGGGAACAGCAGCCCUGGGGUGCUGGGCAGGAUGUGGUGUGGAUCUCAGGCAUUGGUGGGUCCAAGUCCACCCUCACUGUGCUGGAGGGGCUGGGGUGAAGGAGCUGCCACCUCAAAUCACCCCAGAAUCCCCUUGGACUCGAAGCUGUGGGUACUUCCCAUGUGGAUCUCCCCUCAGCUGAACUCCAGGAAAUAUAUCCUUCAUUAACAAAA
Strigops habroptila (Kakapo) is the source of this 3996-nucleotide messenger RNA. Its product is annotated as serine/threonine-protein kinase 10-like. The coding region runs from base 1 to 3696 and encodes 1231 amino acids. The record is from RefSeq and is a predicted model, not a curated record. Gene Ontology annotation, biological process: protein phosphorylation. Lineage: Eukaryota; Metazoa; Chordata; Aves; Psittaciformes; Psittacidae. Gene Ontology annotation, molecular function: ATP binding; protein serine/threonine kinase activity. The transcript is spliced from 18 exons.